This is a messenger RNA of Sipha flava (yellow sugarcane aphid), 1489 nucleotides long. RefSeq lists its product as uncharacterized. The record is from RefSeq and is a predicted model, not a curated record. Bases 199 to 1182 code for a protein of 327 amino acids. The transcript is spliced from 3 exons. NCBI's taxonomy places the organism in Eukaryota, Metazoa, Arthropoda, Insecta, Hemiptera, Aphididae.
UGAUCUCGCAACGUGCCGGCGCAUCGCACAAACCGACCGUCGCUGUAACCGCUGCAACACCGCCGUGUGUCCGUCCGCACCGCAAAUCGGCUCACACGCAGCGCAACGCACGUACGGCCAUAAACGCGUGUUCGCACGUUUCCGCGCCCGCUCGACGGCACAUUGCACACGCCGCACGCAUAGACACCGAUCGUCGUCAUGUACGGCCGUCGUGCUCGCGACCGCGACCUCACGAUCGCCGUGGCCGCCCUGCUGGCCGUCGCGGUGGCCGGUCGUGCUUACGGCCAAUCGGCCGCCGACGUGCCCGGAGCCGCGGACGUCUCCGACGCCGGCCAACAGAUCGCGGACAACCUCGUGAACCCGACCCCGGCCACCCGACCGUUCAACGGAUCGUCCGACGGCCUGAAAAAGGUCAUGUGGAAGAGGUGCAUGUCCAAGAACUACGUGACGUGUGUCAAACUGGCGCUGGUGCACCUGGUGGACCGGCUGGAACGGGCGAACGAGAGCUACGCGCUAGCGCCGGGCGUGACGGUGUCGGGCGAGAAGUACGGAACGGCCGAGGGGCCCGUCCCCGCAUCCGGUAGCGACUCCUCCGAAGCGUUCGACCGGUACUUCGUGGACAGGCUGGGCCGGUACUUUGGCACGCUGACGCUCAACGUCAAGCUGCUGGACGAAGCGACGGUGCGGUCGGUUCGCAAGUUGGGCGAGGCCACGGCCGACGCGUCCAUUCAGUCGGCAGGCCGGGGCAAGAAGCAGAAGUACGCGCAGUCCAUCCUGAUGGCCGGCUGGGUGACCGGUGCCAUGCUGCUGGCGCUGGGCAUGAAAGCGAUCGCUGUGCUCGCGGGCAAGGCGCUGAUGACGGCGCUCAUGUCGCUGCUGCUGUCCGGGCUGGCGUCGUUCCGCGGCGGCGGCGGCCACUCGGAGCCGAAGAGCACCACGUACGAGAUCGUCACCAAACCGGUGUACACGCACUCGCACGCGAUCGCGGACGACGCGCACGCGGCCGCCACGCAGAACGGCCCGGCGUACCGGCGGUCCAUCGGCUCGGCGGCCGUGCAGCGCGUGUCGCCGCCGUCGUCCGACGAGGAGCCCGACCACAUCGUGUACCGCAUCCACACGUCCGACAAGACGCCCAUCUACAUACCCAUCGAACGUCGCCGCCGCCGCUCGUACAACCGUUGAACGCGGUCGCCGUGUUCCUCCACGUGCCGGCGGCCGGGACACGCUAACAUUUGUUUACGUGAACCCAUCGUUUUAUUUAUUCAUCGUCACCCGUCGCCGCGUCGAAAAACGUCUUUCGACACGCGUUCCGAGUAUUAUUUUGUAUUUUCGCCUAAAUUAUUUUAAAUUUUAUAUAAAAAAAAAAAAAAAAAAAAAAAGUCGCUUACCGUUUUGAUGGAAUCCGAAAACCGUUAAAAAUACUGUAAGAGGUACAACCGAUAAUAUAGUAAAGUUUUAUGUGUUUAAUAUAAUUAUUUAUUUAACUUUA